Molecule: messenger RNA, 1394 nt
Organism: Tribolium castaneum (red flour beetle)
Lineage: Eukaryota; Metazoa; Arthropoda; Insecta; Coleoptera; Tenebrionidae
Gene: Hey
Product: Hairy/E(spl)-related with YRPW motif
Exons: 3
Coding region: 165-1115 (316 amino acids)
Biological process (GO): regulation of transcription by RNA polymerase II; anterior/posterior pattern specification; regulation of neurogenesis
Cellular component (GO): nucleus
Molecular function (GO): DNA-binding transcription factor activity, RNA polymerase II-specific; RNA polymerase II cis-regulatory region sequence-specific DNA binding; protein dimerization activity
Source: RefSeq, a predicted model, not a curated record
ACGUGUCCGAACGUCGCUAGGGCAGCCGUCAGAUCAACAGGGUAAGACACAUUUGACGGUGGGUCGUACACGCGCGAAUGUGCUGUGACAGACGUCCGACACGCGUCCGCUUCCGUAACUGUCUUAGCUACAAGUGUCAAGUGUGAGUGGGCCCAAGGAGCACCAUGGACCAUGCCCUGUCGCAGAAUACGCCCCUGCACUGGGGCUACUCCGCCAACAACCCCAACGCCUCCAGCUGGCAGCCCGUCGCCAGGCCCGUCAAGAGGCCCCUCUCCGAGAGCGACGACUGCGACGACGUCUUCUCCGAGGAGUCCUCCAAGGAGCAAUGCACGUCUCCUGGCGACGCGGACAGCUGCCAAAUGUUGUCGCGGAAAAAGCGAAGAGGAGUGAUAGAGAAAAAGCGACGGGAUCGCAUAAACAUGUCCCUGUCGGAGCUGAAACGGCUCGUCCCAAGUGCAUUUGAAAAACAAGGUUCCGCAAAGUUGGAAAAAGCGGAAAUCCUUCAAAUGACUGUGGAUCAUCUGAAAAUGCUGCAUGCGAAAGGUUUGGACGCCUUCACGUACGACCCGCACAAGUACGCGAUGGACUACCACGGGAUGGGCUUCCGGGAGUGCGUGGCGGAGGUGGCCCGCUACCUGGAACGCAUCGAAGGCCUCGACGUCCAAAACCCGCUCCGGCUGCGCCUGACCUCGCACCUCCAGUGCUGCGCAGCGCAGCGCGAACUCGCCUCCAAGCAGUCGACCUCCGCCCCCUGGGGCUACGGCUCCCCCCAGCCGUACCCGCCGCCGCUGAACGCGCUCCCGCCCUCGCCCGCGCCCGCGCCCAACCACAACCACCAGCCGCUGCCCCACCAGAACAUGCACGAGCUGGGCCACUUCGAGGCCCCCCAGACCUCCGCCCCGGCCCCCACCAGCGACCGGCUGGCCCCCGCCUCCACCGUCCUGACCCCCCUGACUACCACCACCUCCGCGGCGCUCGCCUACAGCCCGCAUCAGUACCCCAACACCUUCACCAUACCCACCUCCAGCCACCACCAGAACUACAACCAAAGCAAUAUUCCCACCUCGCAAGGGAUGAAGCCCUACAGGCCGUGGGGCACCGAGCUUGCCUAUUGAUAGUGCCUCAGUGUUCAAGUGACCGUUUCACCUUGCUGCCUUCCGGUAGGGGACAGUGGACACGUUUGGACGCCUUCCCCUACUUACGUUGCACGGGAGUGGAGGUUUUAGUCAUUUUGUACCUAAUUCGAGUUUAUUUAUUUUUAGUCUAGACAUUCCCACAUAGAAAUAUUUUUAUAGACUUUAGCCCUCGAGGCAUUUUUUUGUACAUUGUAUAUGAUCUCACGUCAGAUCGAGAGUUUGUUGUGAUUUAAUUUAGCAAUAAAUCAUUUUCUAUAA